This is a messenger RNA of Scheffersomyces amazonensis, 1468 nucleotides long. RefSeq names its product Srr1p (gene SRR1). Gene Ontology annotation, molecular function: phosphorelay sensor kinase activity; histidine phosphotransfer kinase activity. Gene Ontology annotation, biological process: protein autophosphorylation; phosphorelay signal transduction system. The transcript has a single exon. NCBI's taxonomy places the organism in Eukaryota, Fungi, Ascomycota, Pichiomycetes, Serinales, Debaryomycetaceae. The record is from RefSeq and is a predicted model, not a curated record. Gene Ontology annotation, cellular component: plasma membrane. Bases 202 to 1278 code for a protein of 358 amino acids.
AAAAUGUUUGCUAGAAGAAUGGAAGCAAAUCAAUAUAUUAGGGAAUUGAAAUAAAUAUAUAAUGAAUGGUAAUUCCACAUUCUUGAUGUUGCCUAACUUUUAGAUAUGGUGUUACGAUAGAUAAGAAUUCUAUAAUUAUUAACAAUUACUAUUAAUUCUAUUUAAUUCAUAUAUGUCAACUAUUUGUAAUUGUUAGUUUCAAUGUUAGAUAUGGAAAAAGAACGUCUUCCAUAUCACAUAAAUAUUAGUGGUAUUAGUGGUCCAAAUCCAUCUGCUAGUAUGACUACCACCGAUAAAAGUACUUCAACGUCGAGGUCAUCUAGUAAUGCAAGCACUAUAAUGACUAGAACCAAUUCAUCCAGUUUUUCUGAUUGUUUAGUUCGUACACCACCAACUCCAUACUAUUACUCAACCUCAUUACCUAAUAACAUCAAUGAAACUUAUAAUGAUGAUUAUUUUUCCAUAAUUAAACCUAAAUUAUCCAUUAGCACGGUAUCAAGCAUUGCUUCAUAUAAUAGUAACAAUGAUGGAACUGAUACUUUUCAAUUAAAUUCUCCUCCUUUGGAUUAUUCAAGUAAUACUGAAGAUGAAGAUAAGUCACAUCAGGAAUAUGAACAAACUGCAGUUACUGAUCAUACUAGUAUUUGUCUGGAUUCAUAUCUUUUAUCAAAUAAUCGUUUUACUAAUAUACGUUCUAUGCCAGAACCUUGCCAAGUCAUCUCGCCAGUUGAAGAGCCAGAAAGUAAAAAUAUUGCCUUAACCUUAGCUUCAUCUGCAUCUUCAUCCUCAUCCUCAUUAUCAUCCAAUGCUACUUAUAAAGUCAAUUUAACUCCUUUCAAAUUUCUUAUUGUCGAUGAUAAUGUUAUCAAUAUUAAGAUUUUAGAAAGAAUCUUGAGUAAAUUAUAUCCAAAGAGUUCUGUAAAGUCUCUUCAAGAUUCUACAAAGGUUAUGCAAUAUCUCAACAAUCAUGAAGUAGAUAUGUUAUUUCUUGACAUUGAAAUGCCUGAAGUAACAGGAAUUGAUAUCGCUUGUUCAUUGAGGCACACUCAUCGUCAUUCUCACUCACACAUGGCUUCAAAACCCCAUAAGAUUCAUCACAACAAUACUAAGAAUUUUAAAGAUAUGGGUAUAAUUGCUGUGACAACUCGUAGUUUGCCAGAAGAUUUGGAGCUUUACAGUGAAAUUGGGAUAGACCAUACAUUCAGUAAACCUUUGGGUUACAAAUACGAUUACUUCUCAAAUACAAUUGAUAAGAUUAUCGAAUUAAGGCAAGGAUGAUUGCCUGAUAAUAUCGUUUACACUACACUAAUUUCAUUUGUACAUUAUCGCUAUUAUGACACUAAUUUUACUAUUGCUAUUUUCUUACCUGUUUAAUUCGGCUUAGAUUAUAUUUAAUGAUGUUACGACUUUAUUUUAAGGGUUUAUAGAUUUUUUUACAAUUGUACCAUAUAUAUUAUUUAUUGGCAUU